Messenger RNA from Ceratina calcarata, 2037 nucleotides. Its product is annotated as progestin and adipoQ receptor family member 4. The record is from RefSeq and is a predicted model, not a curated record. The coding region runs from base 362 to 1069 and encodes 235 amino acids. The transcript is spliced from 4 exons. NCBI's taxonomy places the organism in Eukaryota, Metazoa, Arthropoda, Insecta, Hymenoptera, Apidae. Gene Ontology annotation, cellular component: membrane. Gene Ontology annotation, molecular function: signaling receptor activity.
AUCGAUCAACGAAGCCGCACAUUGUUUUAUCGUGAUCUAUUAUUAACACUAAUAAUAUAUGACAUUGAUAGCGAUCAUUUCACAGCAUGCAUUUCAUUUAACUAUUCAUAAGCAGAGUUUUAUAAAUCUUUAACAAUCCGAACGAUCGAUUUUUAAUAAUUUAUGGCAGUAACUUUUAUAUUCAUGUAGGAUGUAGUAGAACAAAAAUGUCACAUUACAUCCAUCAUCAAAGAUGAGUUUAUUAAUAUCUAAUUAAAAAUUAACAGGAAGAGACUCGUACCAUGACGCAUGCAAUAUAUAUAAACGUCUCAUAUCAUAUAAAACUGAUGAUUUUUCUUUAGUUGUAAUUGAUCUCUUCAUAAUGUAUUUUGCAGGACUUGCUAUUCUGUACAUGUUAAUGACCAUUCCUCAACUUCUUCCAUGGAACACCAAGGGUACUCUCUUAGCGAUUUUAUCUUGGUGCCACUUAAUAGGCGCCGUUAGUCCGUGGAUCGGUUCCUUUAUCUAUCAUCUUUUUAUGAAUUUAAACUACGACGAAGUCUUCUAUAGAUUUUUAUUAAAAUUAGACAUGAUCGGUAUCUGGCUGUGCCAAAGUUUUGGAGCAAUACCUAUGAUGGCAGCAACUGUUCAUUGUCUGCCAGACACUUAUUGGUACUGCUGUAUUUUUAUCUACUGGUUUCUUUGUAUUUGGGGACUUCUCAAUGCAAUGAGUGCUCAAUCUCCUUGGGAGAGGAGACUAUGUUUCGCACCCCCUUUCCUCAUGAGAAUGUUAGUGAUGACUCUACGAUGUUUCGGUAUUGGAGGUGGUUCACCGAGUGCAUUGCUUCACAUCGUACUCCAGGACCUUAUAGCUGUCGUGGGAGCGACCAUCGGUGCUAUGCGUAUACCAGAAAAGUGGAUACCGGGUAAACUGGAUCUGGUAUUGAAUUCUCACAAUUUGAUGCACGUGUUGGUUGUAUUAGCGGUUUGCUCGAUGCACGCCGCGACUCUGGAGGACCUCUCAUGGAUGUGUGGCUCUUCUCCGUGCAACAGGACAGAAUCUCUUCACUUGAAGCACGAUGAAUUGUGAUGGAGUUGGGUGCGUGGAUACUUUUUAAUGAAGUCUGUGAUAAAUCGAGCCUACGUCAACAGCUAAUCACUUAUGUAGGUACAUACUUUGUUUAAUGAAAUGUGUAAAUCAGAGACGAUGAAAAAUGUAAAACGCGGAACAAAACUUAAUUAAGGGUAAUAAAGAGACACGUGUGGAACAGUUUAAGUACAAGAACGAGUACAAAAAUUAAAUUAAUUUGUCAUAUCACGGGAAAUAAAACAUAUGACUUCCAAUGGCAAUCAGUCUUCGUGUCGAUGAUUCAGGGGAUGGCUUUUUUUAUAAAACUGGAAUAAGCACAUCAAAAAUACAUUUAUUAUUGUAAUUAUAAGAAUUCAAGAUUCGCAGCAAUAUGCAAGAUGCGUUCUCGGAGACUAGUUCCGGCGUACGCAUCGUUUCGCAAUGUCGACGCCAUUUAUGUAGGCGUAGACGAAUAAAGCUAUCUCAAAAUAUCGGAAUUUCUUUAAUUCCGUAACCGACUCUUCGAUUCUUUAUACAUAAGAUCAUUGCCCAAAUGUUAAUGUCGGAAAAUAGAAGUUAUGAUCAAUUGAUUUCUAUUUGAAAUUACAUACGUACAUUACAGAAGCAUAAUUUGAUCUGUGAUUCACAAUCGAUAGAUCUCAUAAUUAAAUAAUAAACAGUAUAAAUCUGGUUAAUAUGUAGUAAUCAUAUUUUUGUUUCACCCAUAUACUUAAAUUAAAUACACACAUGUGUUAUGAUGUGAAAUUGAGAAAGACCGGAGCCGCAAGAACGUCUCCAAGUUUAAAUAAUAUAAAAUGACUAACAGAUAACGUGAGUGGUAGAUAAAUAUAUUUUUCUUGUAGCGUAUUGGGUACAACUGUGUUCUUGCGGGUCUAAUCGUUCAUACAAAUUGCAUGCUUCAAUAGCUUAUGUAUUUGUACAUAAACUGACCAGAGUUAAUCGUCAAUAAACCUAUUGCGUUGAAACUA